Molecule: messenger RNA, 1448 nt
Organism: Austrofundulus limnaeus
Lineage: Eukaryota; Metazoa; Chordata; Actinopteri; Cyprinodontiformes; Rivulidae
Product: keratin, type I cytoskeletal 19
Exons: 8
Coding region: 20-1159 (379 amino acids)
Cellular component (GO): cytoskeleton
Molecular function (GO): structural molecule activity
Source: RefSeq, a predicted model, not a curated record
CAGCAGAAAACCAGCCAUCAUGUUCAACCAGGGCAUAACCCAGAGGAGCUACAGCUACAGAACCAGCUCUGCUCCCCACAAGGCUCACAGCGUAUCCGGCCUCAGCUUCAUGGGAGGCCCCCGCAUCGCCGCCUCCACCGCCCGCGUCGUCUCCUCCGGGUAUGGAGGCAGCAGCGGCUUCGACCUGUCCAACGCCCUGGACCAGAGCAGCGUUCACCUGAACGAGAAGGCCACCAUGCAGAACCUGAACGACCGCCUGGCCUCCUACCUGGAGAAGGUGCGCUCGCUGGAGGCUGCCAACGCCAAGCUGGAGAAGCAGAUCAGGGAGUACUACGAGCAGAAGGGCCCGGCAGCUGAGAGGGACUACAGCAACUACUGGGCCAUUAUCAACGACUUGAAAGACAAGAUCAACGGCGCCACCAUUGACAACGCCAACAUCCUGCUGCAGAUCGAUAACUCCAAACUGGCUGCUGAUGACUUCAAAACCAAGUUCGAGCAUGAGCUGAUGAUGCGCCAGUCCGUCGAGGCCGACAUCGCCAACCUCCGCCGCCUCCUGGACCAGACCACCCUGACGAAGGCCGACCUGGAGUUGCAGAUCGAAGGCCUGCAAGACGAGCUGGCCUACCUGAAGAAGAACCACGCAGAGGAACUGGCAGCAAUGCGCUCUCAGCUCACCGGCACGGUCAACGUGGAGGUGGAUGCUGCGCCUCAGCAAGACCUGAACAAAGUCUUGGAGGAGAUCCGCGCCCAGUACGAAGCCAUCAGCGACAAACAUCGCAGAGAACAGGAGGUGUGGUUUAAUGAGAAGUCGGCGACUCUGUCAAAGGAGGUGGCCAUCAGCACAGAAUCAAUCCAGACGUCCAAGACGGAGAUCAACGACCUACGUCGCACACUCCAGGGCCUGGAAAUCGAGCUGCAGUCUCAGCUCAGCAUGAAAGGGGCUCUGGAGAACACGUUAGGAGAGACAGAGGCCCGUUACAGCGCCAUGCUCGCCGGCUACCAGAGCCAAAUCAACAUGCUUGAAGGUGAGCUGAGCAACAUGCGAGCCAGCAUAGAGCAGCAGGGUCAGGAGUACAAGAUGCUGCUGGAUGUCAAGACGAGGCUGGAGAAUGAAAUUGCGACCUACAGAAGCCUGCUGGAGAAAGAGGAGUCCAGAUAAACUCAGGCCAACUGGCACGGGAGGCACAAAGACCACAGCCUGAACCGCCACCGUGCAAACCUCCAGCUAGAAAGCCUGACCUGCAGGACAAGCUUUUCUCAGACACACACAUUUACUCCAACUAAUAAAAGCUAUUACACGAGACGAGAGAAACUGUGCAGAAAAAAAAAUGUUGAAACGAAACCUGUCUAAAUGUUUGUAAUCCAACUCCUCUAAAGCAGAGGUGCAGUACUGGCUGUGUGUGUUUGUGUGAGAGCUGUCUGAAAAAUAAAUCUGCUGGAGACCAUAA